AUGGUGAACACGCAUUACGGAUACUCGAGGACGAAUUCCAAUAUGGUCAUGGACGGGAUUCUUUGGCAGCCCGGCGUCUGGAGGAGAAUACCAUGGAGGACCGUGGGCUCCUUCACCGGAUUCAUGGUGACGUGCGGCAUGAUGGCCCUCGUUCUUGCUCUGUCGGAGGACCAAGAAACAAACCAGUGGCCGACGCACAACAAAUACUUCACCGUUCCCGUGCUCCUGUCUCUUAUGGGCGCCAUUGCUGUUCUGUUCCUGUCGGUCGCAAACUCGGAAGGAUUCGCAAUCUCGUGGUGGCUCAAGGCUCUUAAGGGAACGAAGAUCAAGGAGCUUCACUAUGACCUCGAGGUCACUGGUAACCUGCUGGUCGGCGUCUUCAGACCGACCCUGUUCAACGUUAUCACCAUAUCAUCUCUAGUUUCUCUUAUAGUGAGCAUCGCCGUCGGUGCUGUGCUGCAGAAGGCCUCGGACACUACGAGCAAGACGAUUGGGCCGUACCCGGACCACAUCGAUAUACCUGUCCUGAACACAACCCUGCCGUCCAACUUUAGCGGCUGGGCAGGUAGCGGAACCGAAACCUCGUUGCUGAUGCCGACUUUCGCCUAUGUGUUCAAGCAGUAUUCGAAUCACAGCAUCAUCACAAUGCCAUCUAGCUGUGUCAACAAAACUUGCCAGGUCCAUAUCGCUGCGCCGGGCUUCGAUGUCGACUGCAGGGACAGCACGGUCAGCUAUGAUACUGGUAACAUGGCAUCAGCCAGAGGCGAUAAGCUCACGACGUUUCGGACGAGUGUCGACUGGGAGCCAUCACAGGAUCCGGCUGCCCUCAACCAUAUGAACCUUUCGAUCCUGUACAAACCCACAAGUGCAUGUGCUGGGAAGAUGCAGCAGCAUAAUUGCACCCUACGAGCCGCUGCGGUCGAUUACACAGUGACUAUUACUAACGGAAGUGUUACAUUGCAGCCCUGGGAUAUCUCUCAAAACACCACCAUUAGCAUCACCAACUUCACCAGCUGGCUGGAGCUGGGCUCGGGAAGUGUCGGGGCCGGAGGAUUUCUGACCAUGUUUGGGGGCCUCGCCUCUGUUUUACAGGCGCAGUACAACUCGAAUACAACGCUCAAGCUCGGAACCAUGACCAACACACCGUUUAUAGUGACCGCUUUUGGACAGGCGGCAAGCACAUUUCUAACAUCAGAGAUUGAAGACUAUGGCAAUUGUACCAUGUCAUGGUCAGAUCCCAGGGAAGACAUGAUCAACAACAUCCGCGAGCUCAUGUUCCGCAGCGCCCUUGCCGUGGCAAACUCGACCGGAGCGCCGCCCGUCAAGUUCAAGCAAGCAGAAGCGCUCGUGACGAGAAUAGGAAUAGUGUAUAGGGCUCACUGGAACUUCUUCGGCAUCGCGAUUGGAUGCAUGUUUUUCCAGCUCUUGAUUAUCCUCUACCUCAUCUGGGGCUGGCAGAAGCUGGGUAGAGAAGUCUCGCUUGAUCCAUUUGAGAUUGCAAAGGCUAUGGGUGCGCCGCUGCUGAAUCAUGGAUCUUCGAAUAGUUCGGCAGAUCAGAUUCUGGAUCUUCUCGGUAGCAGAAAGGUGAAAUAUGGUGAAUUGGUUGAUGGAGAGCCCAAGGUUUCGGGAGGGACUGCAGUACCCAAGAAUGGCUAUACCCUAGUUGACAGUAACGAUCCGGAUAUCGCGAUGGGUAACCUUCAAGCUCGAAACACUGAGUUGAGCUUGACCACGAGGAAAACGCUGGGUCUUGACGUGGUGGACAAGGUGCAGGAUGUGAGACUUGGGGUGCAUUAUUAG
Trichoderma virens Gv29-8 is the source of this 1800-nucleotide messenger RNA. RefSeq lists its product as uncharacterized. Bases 1 to 1800 code for a protein of 599 amino acids. Lineage: Eukaryota; Fungi; Ascomycota; Sordariomycetes; Hypocreales; Hypocreaceae. The transcript has a single exon. The record is from RefSeq and is a predicted model, not a curated record.